Hyaloscypha bicolor E is the source of this 1260-nucleotide messenger RNA. RefSeq lists its product as uncharacterized. The record is from RefSeq and is a predicted model, not a curated record. The coding region runs from base 90 to 851 and encodes 253 amino acids. The transcript has a single exon. Lineage: Eukaryota; Fungi; Ascomycota; Leotiomycetes; Helotiales; Hyaloscyphaceae.
CCGACCUCAAAGUCAAAGACGCUUUCUCCCUCUUUCAACCGCCUCUGGUGCUGCAGCUGCAGGUGAGGCUUCGGGUCAGAUCAGACGAGAUGAGAGCCAGCCCUCCUGCCAGCCCUCACCCUGACGAGAUUCAUUGGCUUUGUAUGGCUGCACUCGCCUCCUACGUUGUACCUUGUCAUGGCUAUUCUAGGCGCCCACAGCAUUUACUGGUCAACUUCCGCAGGCCAUGGCCAAUUGCAUCUCCCAAUAAUGCUUUUGGUACCGCCAGAUUCCUUCAGCACCAGGUACCAACGCACUUGUUGCUGAUCAGGUCACAGAAGGCUGCACAAAGGCCGAUCGUGAUGUCUGCGUUGCACAAUUAUCAGAUCCUGAGACGUAUCCUCUCCCGGGCAACCCAAUUAACGCUGCUGAGGCCGUUUCCCGAUCAAACUGUUGUGACGGGAGACAUACUGAUGGACAGCAGAGAGCAUAGCGCCCAUGGAGCUCCUAUCCUUAUGCCAUUCCACUCUAACACAACAGCAUGCCACCACGCCACAAGCGAUUCCGUUGUGACGGGUUAUGUGCCCCAUGCAGUGCGCAUAUUUGUGGAUGAUGCAGUUUUUUGUCUUGCUGAGCCUGAAGGCAAAUAUUUGAAGCUCUGCCGAGGCCUUCCAUUUCUAUUCCUGUUCUCUGCUCACGCACUCUGCGAAUCCUGGAGGAUCGUCAUGUUUAAGAGGGGUGCGCGGUGGUCACCUGGAACCUUUCCUUGUCACGAAGCACAAUGCAAUCGAAGCACCCAUAAACCUAAUGCGGCAUGCCACGCAUCUCCAGCUUCAGAGCUCCAGCACCCCAGAAUCCAGAUCCUCAGAUAGGCAGAGGGAAUAUAUCCUCUUCCCUUCCACCAGCUUCAAUAAAGUUUGGAGAUUUCCUCCAGAAUACAAAAAACUCUAAAAUCACGUCCCGAUCCUCUCCCUUUGAUGAAACAACCGCCGUUGCCCAAACCAGCAUGGCGCCGGUUGAGCCCUGCACUCUCAACUGAGACCUCAUGUUCGUUUCUGGUCAGGGGUGCCGGCUGGCUCAAUGAACUGUGGUGGCGAGCAGCGUGGACGUGAUGGUAGACUUGAAAAUUUGAGAGGAGAGCCUCCUUUCUUUGUACAUACAGAUUAUGUUAAAAGCCCGCGGCACUCAAUCCUACACGGCAUUCUUGCCAAUAUCAAAUAUUAAAGCGGAUUCGGAGUGCUGACUGGACGUUGAUGUUGAACCUCAGACCCCCUUCUUGAC